CAGCACUGCGCACAGCUGCUUUCCACCCAACGUAAAGAAGAGGAGGAAGAAGAAGAAGAAGAAAUAAAAUAUACCCGCGCUGUUUUGGAGUUUUGGAGACAUUUGGAUAUUUCAUUUAAAAUUCAGUCGUUUACAGUGUAAUGUUUCUGAACGCUGAGGAUGGGGAGCAGCAGUCGAGCGGGAUUUCAUAUCGGUGACAGCGACUCCAGCGACUCGGAGAGGCUCCCCGUGAUCGAUUUCUCCCAAAAACCAAAGACUUCGGUGUGUUCAGACUCCUCGGACUCUGCGAUGACUCAUCCGGUCUCUGCUCGGCCUGCUGGGGGAAGCGUCUUCACGGUCAGCAGUGACAGCGAGGAGGAGGAAGAGGCUUUCGUUCCUCUGGCUGUAAGACUGAAACAGAAAGCUGUAGCUAAGAGCAAAUGCGAGAGUCAGAAGUCGUGUGUGAAUCAGAACGGAGGCUUGAAGGAGAAGAUCUCAACUGCGCAGUGUGUUAAAGUUUCAGAGGAUAAUCCAGGUGCUGGGAGGCGUUAUGGUAAAGAGCCUGUCUCCGUCAGGGACGAGGACGUCGGGCUACGAAAGCGCAAACGCACCCUGGAGGACGUGGAGGGGAGCAGAGAGGAGGCGCUGCGCAGGAAAGUCGAGCGGGAGAGGCAGCACGGAGAGAGAGAGCGGAUGAGAGCGGAGAAGAAAGCGCUGACGGAUGCUGUGAAGGCCAUGAAACCGGAGGAGUGCAUUAAACACAUGGUGGUGGUGGUAGAUCCUGGCCUGCUGCAGCUGGAGGGUGGUGGUGAUCUCCUGACCUCACUGCACACGAUGGGAUGCAGCUGUGCCAUUGAGAAGCAGCCGAUGCCACGGAGUGUGUCCUGGGUUAGACGCACACCCUGUCCUCAGACUGGAGAAGUGAUGUCUAUCCCAGAAGCCCUUGCGGUGCUCCAGGUCCCGGUGGAUGACUUCGUCAGCAUGGUUCACACUUCCACACAGGCGCCGAGGAGUGGAGGACCGAGCGAACGUGGCGUAACCCUCACCGCCUGGGUUCUCCGUCUUAUGGCGAGAAACGCAGACAGGACCCUCAGUGUGUCGGUGAUCGACAUAGAGAAAUAUUUCAAGAGUCGGAGCGCUAAGGGACGGCGGAGGUUUCGGGAUGCGGUGCUGGGGGACGAGACGAAGAAGAGGAAGAGGAAGGACGCGGAGCAGCUUCCUGAUGUCUCGCGGGUGGAGGUGGAGGAGUGUUUAGUCGACCUCCAGCUGCACACGGGGGUCCAAGUCCAUUUUCACUCGACCUGGAAGGACUUCACUAAUUACGUUACCAUGUCGACCAAGGCAGUAGCUGAAGCACCGUUCAAGCGGGAGCGAGACAAGACCGGCUUCAGUUUUUGUCUGGAGAGCGAGUGGGCAGGUGGUCAGAAGGUUGAGCGAACAGGGAAAGGACUUCUGCAGGUGUGGAAGAGGCAGAUCCAGCAGCUGAACCGGGUCAGCGCAGACAUGGCUACGGCCAUCCUCGGCGCCUAUCCGUCUCCUCAGCUUCUUAUUCAGGCGUACAGGCGGUGCGGAUCGGACCGGGAAAAAGCCGCGCUGCUGUCGGACGUGCUGAUCCGCCGCGGAGAAGGAGUGACGUCGACGACGCGCAGGAUCGGUCCAGAGCUCUCCAAGCGGAUCUUUCUUUCGAUGACGUCAUCAGACCCCCAGCAGACCCUGGAUUCCGUGUCAUAAACACGCAGUGUGAAGAGACUGGUUUUCGAUCUUGAUUUAUUAUUAUUAUUAUUAUUUUUUUAAAAAUCCGUUUGCUUUUAUGCAUUAUUCGUUAUUAAAUGUUUUCUCCGUCA
Molecule: messenger RNA, 1823 nt
Organism: Ictalurus punctatus (channel catfish)
Lineage: Eukaryota; Metazoa; Chordata; Actinopteri; Siluriformes; Ictaluridae
Gene: eme1
Product: essential meiotic structure-specific endonuclease 1
Exons: 9
Coding region: 160-1710 (516 amino acids)
Biological process (GO): resolution of meiotic recombination intermediates; mitotic intra-S DNA damage checkpoint signaling; double-strand break repair
Cellular component (GO): nucleus; Holliday junction resolvase complex
Molecular function (GO): nuclease activity; DNA binding
Source: RefSeq, a predicted model, not a curated record